Molecule: messenger RNA, 1995 nt
Organism: Diprion similis
Lineage: Eukaryota; Metazoa; Arthropoda; Insecta; Hymenoptera; Diprionidae
Product: protein odr-4 homolog
Exons: 8
Coding region: 61-1446 (461 amino acids)
Biological process (GO): intracellular protein localization
Cellular component (GO): endomembrane system
Source: RefSeq, a predicted model, not a curated record
CUCCGUCGCAUUGUGUCGUGAACUAGAGUUAAAACCGAAUUGGCCAAUAAAUCAUCUACAAUGGGACGAACAGCUUACGCCGAAGACAGUGUCUUAACAUAUCUAAAAUCAUUGAUGAGAGCUGAUGGUUAUACGAUAGGAUUGAUACUUGGACAGAGUACAGCACAGAAGGACUUUGUUGUCCAUCUGGCAAGAACUCCACCUCCUGCGGUAAAGGAUGUAAUUGAGGAAUCUUUGAUAAGCUCUGCAAGCAACACUCAGCCAGAACCAGGACCAAAGUACAUAAAAUCCAUCAACGACAUACCAGAAACUUGGGUUGCCGAUCACGCAAAACAUGUUACCAGGAUGUUACCAGGUGGUAUGUGGGUGUUAGGAAUAUUCGUGGUUGGUCCAUCAGAUAUCUUGAAUGAUAGUAAUUCAAUAAAUAGACUACGAUCAGUGAUAGUUGCAAUUUAUAAGCACUUGGCAUUAAAUAAAUAUCUUUAUGGAAAUAACAAUCAGGAAAAUCUUAUCCUACACUUUAACAGUCUUACUCAAAAGAUAUUAUGCAAAUCUCUUGAUGCUAGUCUUGGAGGAAUAUUGAAACCAGCAGAUUGGAAGUUCCAGGCUAAGGCCACAAAAUGGCAUCAACUCGAAGCUCGAGUAGAUUUUGAUCGGUUGUUUCCAAUUGCAGAUGACAAUAUGCCGACAACAUUAAAAAAGCAGCUACAGGAAAUUCUCGCAAGUAUAUCAGAUACUGUUGACUCAGCUUUGAUUGUAAUCGAAGGUGAACCAAGGUCUUCAGAAGAUACUAUCGAAGUUGUUGGAAAAAAGAAAAAGGACAGAAAAGAAAUCAAAAGCAACAAUGACACGACUUCGGCUAACAAAACGCUUCAAGUUAGCAUGUAUAUUCCCUGUCCAAAAAAUCCUGGUUCAGACAUACUGAUAACAUCCUGCAGUGCGACUAUGCGACUAGUCGGGCAAGUUGUUAGCAGAACAUUUGUGCAUCAAAAAGCAACUAUCGAAGAGGCUACUGCAGCAGUGAAACAGGAUAUCAUGAGGUCGUUGGCUAGUCGGUUGGAAAUGCAUUGGGAUAGUUUAAUUGAAGAAGAAAACGGAUCUCCAGAAGAAAAUGUCACCCUGCACGAACCUCCAAGAAGGGUUUUAGUCGCUCUACCGCAGAGCAGAGUAACGUUGUCCGACUAUUUAUUUCCUGGUGAAGGACCGCAAGAAGCUUUAGUGUCUUUGCAAGAACUUUUGGAUUUAGAAAUGCAAGAAAGCAGUGUACAAAAAGAGCUUGAACUCCAAGCCGAUCCUUCGGAAUUCUACUUUCAAAAUACUUUGGACACAGUAGCCUCCGAUAACAGCGAAGAUUCAUCCCAAGAUCAGCAAUUUGUUGUAUAUAUGACUGGUUUGAGUGUGGCAAUACUUGUUCUAGUAGCUGCAAUUGUCGCGCAUUUGUACUGAAUUUAUGCGGCGGUCACAAUUAUAGUGUAUCAUUUGCAUUUGUUUUGUAAUUUAUUAGCCACGAGAAUAAAUGAUAAUUGUACAUUUUUUGUUCUAUAUUUAGAAUUCGUGAAAAUUUUAAUAUAAUAAGUGUACUCUAUUGGUAAUUCGAAGCCGUAUUGACAUGCAAGUGUUUAUAAAAUACACACAGAGGUAUAUUUUCUAGAUAGCUCAUGUUAACAGUUUAUUGUCAGAUUAUGUGUUGUCAUGAUUAUAAAUUACGACGUCAAAUUAUUUGAUUGUUAUUUGUAUUUUUUGUUGUAUUAUCGAUAGGUUAAUAAUUGUAAGUUGAUAUAUGUUUACCAUGUAUCAAUAUUGGUAGUACACAAUGCCCAAACAGUAUAUUGCAUAUCACAAGGGUUGUGUAAGAGAUUCAUGAAUGCUAACUGAAACAUUGUUAACCUGACUUGAAAGCUGUACUAUAUUUAGGAAUGUACUCUGUAUUGUAUCUGACAAAUAUUUUUAUAAUGUUGACACUAUAAAUGUAAAGUCUAUUAAAUCAAUAUUUCA